Drosophila subobscura is the source of this 586-nucleotide messenger RNA. RefSeq lists its product as uncharacterized. Lineage: Eukaryota; Metazoa; Arthropoda; Insecta; Diptera; Drosophilidae. The coding region runs from base 1 to 567 and encodes 188 amino acids. The record is from RefSeq and is a predicted model, not a curated record. The transcript has 4 exons.
AUGAAAAGAGCUGCCACAAUGGAUCAGUUGACAUACACCACAGCAGUUAAAAAGGCACAAUUGGUGGAGAGAAAUCCCCAAAGUCAGUUGGAUCCCCUGCGUGUUUCUAUGCACGACCAGGAGGACAUUAUUGCCUUAGCUCAACAAAUCCAGAACGCGGACAAACAACUCAAAAACACCACUUGCCACAAGCUUGGAGUAAUAAUGGACCAGAUCAAGAUGCUGCAAGCUCAGGCCAUGGAAAUAUUAAAAGAGUCAAAUGUCAACCGGGAUCUGCACAAUGCCGCUUGUAAUUUUACGAAGAAACCCGGACAAAUCUAUCAUCUUUAUCAAAGGGCAUCAGGUCAAACAUAUUUCAGCAUGCUCUCGCCGGAAGAAUGGAAUCAUUCGGUGGACCAAACAUAUAAGGGCAGCUAUAGACUAGAAUUCGAUUUAAGUUGGACACCGCUGGACAAGAUAAAACAGCAAGAUGAGAGGCUCAAAUGGGCGGAGGAAUGUAUGGAGAGGGCCUUGGACAGUGGACGAGGCUCAGCUAUGGCUAUUGACUUUAACAUUAAUCAUGAAUAAAAUGGUUUAUAUUCUUGUA